This is a messenger RNA of Wasmannia auropunctata (little fire ant), 1869 nucleotides long. Its product is annotated as peroxidase-like. NCBI's taxonomy places the organism in Eukaryota, Metazoa, Arthropoda, Insecta, Hymenoptera, Formicidae. Bases 508 to 1869 code for a protein of 453 amino acids. Gene Ontology annotation, biological process: response to oxidative stress. Gene Ontology annotation, molecular function: peroxidase activity; heme binding. The transcript is spliced from 7 exons. The record is from RefSeq and is a predicted model, not a curated record.
GGCAGCGUAUUCAAGUAUUCGGAUAGUCGAGUGUGUUAUUAGUUCUGGUCAAUACUCCAAUUCGCAGAUCGAUUCACGCCGACCCUGAGAUAAAAGAGGGAGUGAGACAGAGGCGCUUGGAUAAAUGAAUGAAUGAGAUAGCAGAAAGGCGCGCUCUCCGGCGAGCGAGCGAAUCAGGAGGAGGAAAUGGUGAGAGGGGAAUCUCUGUGUAUUCGCGAAACUCCGUCGCGUUGUACAUCGCCGUCGUCGAAGUGCGUCUUUGUCGGUCUCUCCUCGCGAACACACCUGUGACGGCCAGGUGUGCUAACGAACUGUUAAGUGACGCGAUCGUCGCGACUGUCGCGAGUUUCGCAAUUUCGUAUCCGCCGGUAAAUUCGCGAAAAUUGAUGAAAUAGAACAGAGCUGCGCGCGCGAAUGAUCGUGCGACUGGCGAUCGUUAAUUGAUUCGUGAAUCAAGAAAGAUACUGCCGUCUCUCGCCGUUAUAUCUGCAGGCCGCACCGCGGAGGAUGUUUCUCAUCGCACCAGUCGACAACAAUCGUUGGGUCUACGCGAUGCACGGAUUAGAAAAGCCCAUGGAUCAUGUGUCCGCCGGCGGCGUCAUGGCGGGCUCCGUUGCCACUCUGGCGAUCCUCUGGGUGUCCCUGCAGACGAUGGGACUUCUGGGUCACUCCCAUUCGAUCGGCACCUACAAGCUGCCCGAGUCUCUGCAGAAUUAUCUUGCCAGUUACACCGGACUGCCAUCUAAUUACGGCUCCGAAGCCAUCGUAGACACCGGUCGUUUUCAAAACCGAAGAUUUCCCAGGAUCGACGGAGCGACUAUGAACAACUCGAUCGAGUUCGCGCAAACGUUGAUCGGCCGCAUGAGCACCCUCGAGAAUAAUAUAGCGAACGCCGGGGUCGAGCUCGAGGCACGAAGCCCAGCCGAGAAGCAAUUCUGGAAUUCCUAUCCUUCCGCGGAUGCUUUCGACAGGAGCAUCAACGCUAUCGUGGCGACGAAGGCCUCGUCGUAUCUCGUGGAACAGAACUGCCGAAGAUUCGGCCUGGACAAAAACGACUGUGCUCGCUACAUAUCGACGCUGGGCCUGCGGGGCACCCCGCUCGGUGAAUCCUGUGCCGCGGCGCACAGCAUAGAAUGCGACGGGACAUCCCGGUACCGCAGCAUCGACGGCACCUGCAACAACAUCGAGAAUCCGAGCUGGGGCAGCGCGAUGACCGCGUACACCCGUGUGCUGUUCUCCCAAUACUUCGACGGCAUCCAAGAACCGAGGCGUGUCGGACAAACGAAGAAACCGCUGCCGAACCCGAGGCUCGUGAGCACCGCGUUGUCCACCGCGAACGAUCAGUCGGACGCCAGCCGAACACUGGCCGUGAUGGAAUGGAGCCAAUUCAUCGCUCAUGACAUCGCUCACACCCCAGUUCGUAAGAUGGUCUCAACGGGAAAACCAAUAUCUUGCUGCCAGCCGGAUGGAGACACUCUGUCACCGCGUCACGUUCAUCCCGAUUGCUCCCCGAUUCGAGUGCCCGAUCGCGAUCCCGUUUACGGCCAGCAUUACGUUCGGUGCAUGAAUUACGUUCGGUCGUUGCCGGUCUUGAGAUCGGAGUGUACUUUCGGACCUGUGGAACAGAUGAACCAAGUGAGUCACUUUCUGGACGGUUCUACGAUUUACGGCUCGACGAUGAAGAAAUCUCGCGAGCUUCGCACUUUCGAAGGUGGACAUCUUCGCGUCGACGUGCGAAACGGUCACGCGUACUUGCCAAGAGGAGAUGCCGAGCUCACGUCUCAAUGUGGAGAGAAUUGCUACAAUUCCGGUGAGAAUCUUAAUCCUACAUAUUUAUUUAUCUACACCGAUUUGAGGGGAAAAAAUUGA